Molecule: messenger RNA, 2478 nt
Organism: Dermochelys coriacea (leatherback sea turtle)
Lineage: Eukaryota; Metazoa; Chordata; Testudines; Dermochelyidae
Gene: URI1
Product: URI1 prefoldin like chaperone
Exons: 11
Coding region: 344-1849 (501 amino acids)
Biological process (GO): negative regulation of phosphatase activity; negative regulation of transcription by RNA polymerase II
Molecular function (GO): chromatin binding; transcription corepressor activity; phosphatase inhibitor activity
Source: RefSeq, a predicted model, not a curated record
GGGGAGCUGCCGCCUUUCCGCUCGCUCGCCGCGGUGCCUCCGGCGGGCGCUGUGGCUGCCUACCCAGAGUGCAGCGGGCGGGCGGAGGCGGCGCGGCAGCGGCUGGGCUCGCGCCGCUCGUGCUCCCCGGCCCUCGGCGCAGCUGGUCCCGGGCGCAGGCGGCGGCGCGGCCCAGAAUGCGAGUGUGAGAUGCUUCCCCCGGCAGCGGCUCCCCGGGCCCAGGCGGCGGCGGCGGCGGCCCUCGCGUGGAUGCGGCUCCGGAGCCGGCGCUUCACGCUGCACAAACAUUUCUAUAGGACUCAUUCGCCCUGCUGAGGAGCGCGGCCCGGCCCCCGCCCGGGCCAUGCAGGCCCCCGGCACAGCCUCGCCGCUCAGCGCCGCGCAGGUGGGCCGCCUGCGGGAGGAGCAGGGAAAGGUGGUCACUAGCUGCCAAGAAAAAAUCCAGCACUGGAGGAAGGUGGAGAAUGAUUAUGAGGCUCUUCAAGAACGUCUCAAUACAUUGCCUGAUAAACUGUCUUAUGAUAUCAUGGUACCUUUUGGUCCCCUUGCCUUCAUGCCAGGAAAACUUGUCCAUACCAAUGAGGUCACUGUUCUGCUUGGGGACAACUGGUUUUCCAAAUGCUCAGCUAAGCAGGCCAUUGGCCUGGUUGAGCACAGGAAAAAACACGUAAGGAAAGCACUGGAUGAUUUGCAAAAAGUCAUGAAGAAUUUUGAAUCCAGAAUUGAAUUCACAGAAGAUUUGCAGAAGAUGAGUGACGCAGCAGGUGAUAUUGUUGAUAUAAGAGAAGAAGCUGAAAAUGAUGGCACUGAAACAAAAGGAAAACGCAGAACUGCUCACAAGCCUCAUUCAAAGCCAAAAGUGUCGGAUGUUUUUGAGGUACAUUUUCAAGAAAAUGGGACGGAUACAAAGUCCAAGGGCUGUUCCCAAUCUGAGGAGGAACUGUGGGCCCGAUUGGAAGAGCUUGAGAGACGAGAAGAGAUGCUGGGUGAAUUUGACAGGACACCUGAUACAACUGAGGCAAAUGGAGAAGAUACAACCUCCUCUGAAGAGGAGAAAGAAGAUAAGACAGAUCUGAAUGUGGUACACAGAGUGGAAGACUCUACUACUCAGGACAAUGUACAGAAAGAAGUAACAAAUUCAGAAUUGUUCAGUGGUCAAGUUAAUGGCCCAAGUCAUUAUCACAGUGAUGAUGAAGAUGAUUUAGGCGUUGAUCAUUUUGAACCAACUAUAUUUUUUUCUCAUACUGUUGAACCUAAAAGGGUAAGAAUAAACACAGGAAAAAAUACUACUUUGAAAUUUAGUGAAAAGAAAGAAGAGGCCAAACGUAAAAGGAAGAAUAGCAAUGGCAAUGGACACUUUGCUCCAGAACUGCCUAACAUCAAAACACCAGCAGACAUUUACCGAGUCUUUGUUGAUGUUGUGAAUGGAGAAUAUGUCCCUCGUAAAUCAAUUUUGAAGUCUCGAAGCAGAGAGAAUAGUGUUUGUAGUGAUACCAGUGAGAGCAGUGCUGCUGAGUUUGAUGACAGACGAGGAGUUCUGAGGAGUAUUAGCUAUGAUGAAGCUACUUACAGUGACAACAGUGAAGGGAUCUUGGAGGAGGAAGAGGAGGAGGGGCAGGAGCAUCUUCCAAAAAAACUUUCAACCUUAUCAGGGACAUUUGAGGCUUUUUCUGGAACUGUUAUAGAAAAAGAGCCUUUGUCUCCCUUAAUACCACACCCAAGCAUUGCUCACCCUGUCCUGCCUACCAUUCCAGAGCGAAAAUCAGAGGAAGUUCUGUCUGAGGCAUCAGAAGAAACUACAAAGAGGAUUUCAAAAUUCAAAGCUGCCAGAAUGCAACAGACAAACUAGGCCCUGCUGCCUACACAUUGAAAGUUUGAAUAUUAACGCUUAGUUUCACAUUUGUUGAGAUUAUGUAAAACUACGUGCAUUACGCCUAGUUAGUAAAAAGGUAUCUUAUGUUAAUUUGGCAUUGUUUAUCUUAAUAGACCUCUAUUGGUGAUAUUUAACAAAAAAAAAAAAUGUUUGAACACUUCAAUAUUCAGUUAAUUUUGUCAAUUUCCCUGUAUGUGGUCAGCACCUUUGUAUAUGUUUGCCUUAUGAUAACAGCACUUGGAAUUAUUUUUCAAAGAUUUCUCUUCAUAUGUCAUUGGUUUUAUGUUUAAACCUAAAUAUACAGGCAGUUUUGUACCAGCUGUGAUGUCCUACUUACCAUCUGGACAGUUUUAAAGAAACUUUUCAAAUUUCAAAUUGAUUCAACAAUUAUAUUUCAUUAUUUGCUUUAGCAUUUUAAGACACUCUUGUAUCCACAUUGUUGUAGGUACCUGCUAAAAUUCAGGUUUUUUUCCUUCUAUUGAACCUCUCUGAUAUCUUACUGUACAGAUCUUUAAAACGGAAAGCUGUAUUCAUGUACGUUGAAGGGAAGUUUCUUUCAUGGAAAAUGGUAUUUUGUAAAAUUAAACUUUUCAAGUAAAAACAAA